Molecule: messenger RNA, 1074 nt
Organism: Saccharomyces eubayanus
Lineage: Eukaryota; Fungi; Ascomycota; Saccharomycetes; Saccharomycetales; Saccharomycetaceae
Gene: LEU5
Product: coenzyme A transporter
Exons: 1
Coding region: 1-1074 (357 amino acids)
Biological process (GO): transmembrane transport
Cellular component (GO): mitochondrial inner membrane
Source: RefSeq, a predicted model, not a curated record
AUGACGCGAGAUAAUCAAGAUUCUAACAACAGGGCUAGCCCCACAAAUAAGUCUAGUGCACAGAAGACACCGUUUGAUAGGAACUCAUUUGACUAUAUUGUACGAUCAGGAUUGGCCGGAGGUAUAUCAGGUUCAUGUGCGAAAACAUUAAUUGCACCCUUAGAUAGAAUAAAAAUCUUAUUCCAAACAUCUAACCCUCAUUAUACAAAAUAUGCGGGCUCAUUGGUAGGUUUAGUGGAAGCAGCCAAGCAUAUAUGGAUCAAUGAUGGUAUAAGAGGGUUCUUUCAGGGACAUUCGGCAACUCUACUAAGAAUAUUUCCCUAUGCUGCUGUAAAAUUCGUUGCUUACGAGCAGAUUAGGAACACUUUAAUUCCUUCGAAGGAGUUUGAAUCGCAUUGGAGAAGAUUAGUGAGUGGUUCUUUGGCAGGGUUAUGCAGCGUUUUCAUUACGUACCCUUUGGAUCUAGUGAGGGUUAGAUUAGCAUAUGAGACAGAACAUAAAAGAGUAAAGCUCAGGAAAAUAAUCAAAAAAAUUUACACGGAACCAGCUUCAACCACACUAAUAAAAAAUGAGCAUCUACCCAACUGGUUUUGUCAUUGGUGUAAUUUUUACAGAGGUUUUGUUCCAACAGUACUCGGAAUGAUUCCAUACGCAGGCGUAUCUUUUUUUGCACAUGAUUUGCUGCAUGACGUGCUGAAGAGUCCUUUCUUUGCGCCCUAUUCUGUAUUGGAACUCUCUGAAGAUGAUGAACUAGAAAGAAUACAAAAAAAGCAGAGAAAGCCUUUGCGGACGUGGGCUGAAUUGAUCUCGGGUGGAUUAGCAGGCAUGGCAUCUCAAACAGCCGCAUAUCCAUUAGAAAUCAUUAGAAGAAGACUGCAAGUAAGUGCUUUAUCGCCAAAAAAUAUGUAUGACCAUAAAUUCCAAUCAAUCUCUGAGAUUGCUGGAAUAAUUUAUAAGGAACGUGGGUUACGCGGAUUUUUUGUAGGUCUAAGCAUAGGUUACAUCAAAGUGACGCCUAUGGUUGCAUGUAGUUUCUUCGUCUAUGAAAGGAUGAAAUGGAAUCUUGGCAUUUGA